AUGAAAUCAUAGAUUGUUUGUAAUACCCCCCUUCAACGUUGAAAAUAUCCAUAAAUGGAUAUUUUAAACACCCUAAAAGGAAAGCUUUUUAAGCUUUAAUACCCACCCAUCUUGGCAACCAUUUUCUUUUCUCUUUUCUUUUCCUAUUAUCCACCAUGACUUCCGAAGAUUUUGAAAGUACCAAGCCAUUUGAACCUAAGCACAAUGAUAUCGAGGAGCAAAUUCAAAAGGACGAUGAAGUCAAGUUGAUGCGCUCAUUUAGCCAAAUAAUCGAUCAAAGUACUUCACCUGAACAUAUUAUUGGUGGUAAACAAAAAAAGAGAGAGAUAAUAAAUGGUGUAUCUUAUAUAUAUUUUAUUAGAGGGUGGUAUCCAUGAUACAAGCACAAAGGUGCCAACGCAUUGGUAUCGUCGUAAGUUGACAGGCUGGAUUCAUUCUCAUCUCGUGCCUGAGGGAUUUCGAGUCGCUGUAGAGAAAAAGUACGGUAAUUUUGUCAUCAUUCGCUCAACGGGUGAAUAUCAUUAUGAAGAAAUGCCUAUUUAUACCCGAAUUGGUAUGCAUUUACUUUUUGGUGGCUAUUACCGAGGCAAAGUUGUUGGUACCAAUCUUAUGCAUGAACUCUUUACGAAGGAAAGUAUAAGACAAGGCAUCUACUUUAAUAAGCCAGAAUCUGUUGGGCAGAUAGCUAGCUUUGUUCAGCAUUACCACAUCGACAUGAGUGAGUACGUCUUGGGUAUUGGUGAGUACAAGAGCUUUAAUGAUUUCUUCACUCGCGCCAUUCGUCCUGAAAAGCGUCCAAUCGAUAGCCCUGAGGACGAGUCAGUAGUUGUUUCAUCAGCGGAUUGUAGAUUGAACGUAUUUAAUUCUGUUAGUGAUGCCACUGAACUAUGGAUCAAAGGCCGUAACUUUAAUUUGCCAAACCUCUUACAGAACAAUGAUUUGGCUGACAAGUUGGAUGGUGGAUCCCUUGCGAUUUUCCGAUUGGCUCCUCAAGACUAUCAUCGAUUUCACAUGCCUGCUAAGGGUACCAUCAAGAGUAUUCAAUCAAUUGAAGGAACUUAUUACACAGUCAAUCCUUGUGUCGUCGAAUCUACUGUCGAUGUCUUUACCGAAAAUCAUCGCUGUGUAGUCACUGUUGAAAGUCCUUUGGGAUUCACUUAUGCUAUUGUUUGCAUUGGUGCUCUCCUGGUCGGCUCCGUCGUCUUUACGAAUGCUUCAUUAGAUCAAGGUGAAAAGACAUUGGAAAAGGGUGAAGAGAUGGGAUACUUCCAAUAUGGUGGAUCCACCGUGAUUGUCAUAUUCCCAAAAGACACUAUCGAAUGGGAUGAUGACAUCUUGGAUCAUUCCAAACAGUCCGUAGAGACCAAGGUGAACAUGGGAGAACACAUUGGCCAAUUCAUCAUGUAAUAAACUCUUUGUGUGACUUGGAUGCUGUCUUUUAUUUUUAUCCCUUUUUUCCCUAAAACGGAGACAGUAAAAAAAAAGUAAAAGAGAGAAGAGAGAAGAAGAAGGUGUGAAAAGACACAUGAAUGAAAUCUCGCAAGAAAUAAAGAUUAUAUGUCAAAACAACAUAAUCAAGGGCAGUGCUAGAGCACCUGACAGUCACCCUUGGAGAAGUUGGAAAAUUAGAUUAGUAGCAGUGGACCAUCAGAGAGA
Rhizopus microsporus ATCC 52813 is the source of this 1656-nucleotide messenger RNA. RefSeq lists its product as uncharacterized. The transcript has 9 exons. Lineage: Eukaryota; Fungi; Mucoromycota; Mucoromycetes; Mucorales; Rhizopodaceae. Gene Ontology annotation, molecular function: phosphatidylserine decarboxylase activity. The record is from RefSeq and is a predicted model, not a curated record. The coding region runs from base 334 to 1407 and encodes 357 amino acids. Gene Ontology annotation, biological process: phospholipid biosynthetic process.